This is a messenger RNA of Microdochium trichocladiopsis, 1017 nucleotides long. RefSeq lists its product as uncharacterized. The coding region runs from base 298 to 873 and encodes 191 amino acids. The record is from RefSeq and is a predicted model, not a curated record. The transcript has a single exon. Lineage: Eukaryota; Fungi; Ascomycota; Sordariomycetes; Xylariales; Microdochiaceae.
CUAAAUGGGACAAGGCUGGGAGAAAUGCCAUGGACGAGCGCGGGAACACUGGGUCGGAGGAUACCGGAACGCUGCCGGUGUGUGUUAUUUGGCCUGCGGCUUUUUCGAUUGCAGGCGCUUGGCAGACCAUGAAUCGCGCACGGGCGUAAAAGUCAGACACUGUGGAAUGGCAGACACGACCGACUCGACUUGGCAUGGACACCCUCAGCUCGAUGUUGGUGGUCAGCGGCGACGCUCGCAGCUGCGGAAGUCGGCCAGAGGCGACUCGUGACUGCAGUGCUGGCAAGUGAUUGAUCUAUGAAAAGGAUGGCGGCUCGUCGAAUUGUUGAGCCCAACCAGACAACUUGCGCCAGAAACAAAACAUUGUUCCUGAAGGGCAAUAAGCGUCGAUCGGGCAAAUGUCUACCUUGGUACGGUCAAAUCAACGAAAAUUUUGCGACUGGCAGCCAGCCGUCCGUCCGGUCGUCUGCUCUCUGCGCGGUAUGUACCCUUGAGAGAGGUACAAGUCUGAGCAGAAGCGCACCAACAUCUAUUACCGCCCAGGUGGCACGCGGUUGGCGUCCAUUUAUUUUUUUUAAGCUCUGGGGGGAAUUACCGUGGCUUCGGGCGAGCGCAUGGCUUGUUUUGGCCUUGCCGGGUCCACUUCUCCGUCGUCUCCUGUCCUCGAGUUUUCUGUCAUUUCCCUGCAUCUGCAGGAUAGGUGUCGCCAUUAUGUCAUCAUCCCGCCUUGAACUUGCAGGGCACCAGACUGAGCUGGAGGUGUGUGUCCGUCCUUUCUUGACGGGACGGGUUUCCUCCCCCGAACGAACUGUGGAGAACUACUGUGCUGUACGGCAGCGGCGCUUCUGUAGGUACAUGACUCUUCUAGACUAGAGUAUCUUAGUUGACUUUGUCCAGUCUUUUCCUUGUCUCGGUUCAGUGCCCUUUUGCGUGCAUUCUAACUGUGGGGGGGAUUGGUACAGGAGGCAAAAAGUGGUGCCAUGUGAAGCUGCAUCGUGGGACGCAGGACACGGCGUG